AUGAUGCAGUGGACGUCAUUCGUUCAGAAGGCCCAGUCUUUCAUCGACCCGGCCAAUUUCACCCUACCGACGCUCACUUCCUCCGAUCGCAACCCUUCCAAGGCCUCCUUGUUUCGCCAGCAAUUCCGACUUCCAGACUCCCAGAAUCCGCUACAAGAGAUCACCGCCGAACUCAUCCUUCCUGUUCCGCAUACCUCCGGAGAUGGCCCUCGCAACCUCGACCACGCCGGCAACCGAUAUGCCGGGCGACUCCACCUGAGUGAGCGGUUUCUCUGCUUCUCCACACAGGCCACGAGCUUCCACCCCUCCGCUAGUCUCACGGCCUCGACACAUUGGGCCGGCCAGACCAACGGCACAGGCCCAUCUGGCAACGGGUUCACUAUCCCGCUGUGCUGCAUCCGGCGAGUGGAACGGCUGAACAGCCUCAGCCACAUCUUCUCCCUGGCGCUGACGACAUGGAACGGCGCGCUGGGCAAGCAACAACCUCCGGGCUUUAUCCCGCAGAGAUUCACCAUCCAGCUGGCUGGAAGCAGGCAGGCCUGCGAGCGGUUCUGCGACGGGCUGAAGAAAGGACUGCGGGAGGGCAUGAAGGAGAUCGAGAAUCUGCGCAUAGUCGUAAAUGAUUGUUACUCGGAAUAUCUACUCUCCGGGGCCAAGGGGAAAGCCCAGGAUGGCGAUGCCUCCGACGUGCGGCAGCCGCCUGAUGCCGGGCUGGGGAUGAUCUUUCGCUAUCCUGGCGAUGCUCGCAAACUUCGCGACCGCAGUAAAAUGCGAUUGUGGGGGGAGUACUUUCGAGAAAACGGUCGCAACGCGACGCUCAUCCGCCAGCCUACCUUCCAUAAACUGAUCCGAGUUGGUCUGCCGAAUCGCCUCCGUGGGGAGGUCUGGGAGGUCACGUCCGGUUCGUUGUACCUCCGGUUAAGGUCGCCGAAAUUAUACACAGACACGCUGGCCAAAUUCUCGGGGCAAGAGUCCCUGGCGAUUGACGAGAUCGAGAAGGACUUAAACCGCAGUCUGCCAGAGUAUGCCGGCUUUCAAAGCGAGGAAGGUAUCGGGCGCCUUCGACGAGUCCUCACGGCUUACAGCUGGAUCAAUGCGGAGAUCGGAUAUUGUCAGGCGAUGAACAUCGUCGUUGCGGCUCUUCUGAUAUACAUGUCUGAAGCGCAAGCUUUCUUUCUGCUCUCAGUACUAUGCGAUCGGCUUUUGCCGGGCUACUAUUCGACUACCAUGUACGGUACUCUACUCGACCAGAAAGUCUUCGAGUCUCUUGUCGAGAAAACUAUGCCUGUGCUAUGGGAGCACCUGACCAAGUCCGACGUCCAGCUUUCCGUGGUCUCCCUUCCCUGGUUUCUGUCCCUCUACAUUAACUCGAUGCCUUUAGUCUUCGCUUUCCGCGUUCUGGAUGUCUUCUUCCUAGAAGGGCCGAAGGUUCUGUUCCAGGUCGGGCUGGCUAUCCUCCGAAUCAAUGGCGAGGAACUUUUGGAUAUCCAAGACGACGGAUCUUUCAUCUCUGUCCUCAAGUCGUACUUCUCACGCCUGGAUGAGUCGGCUCACCCCAGAUCAGAGAACCCUAAGCUACGCGCGAUCACUCGUUUCCAGGAGCUGAUGGUGGUGGCCUUCAAGGAGUUCUCCCAGAUUACGCAUCAGACCAUUAUCGAGCAGCGAGAAAAGCACAAGGACGCCGUGCUGGAGAAUAUCGAAAGUUUCGCCAAACGUACAUCCAUUCGGAACUUGGGUCCCGACAGCAAGAAACUCAGCAUGGACGACCUUGGUGCCAUCUAUGACCGCUACUAUGAAGUCUUGUAUGACAACCAGCAGAGGCAGAAGUUGCAGGAAGAAGAGAGAAGACGUCAGGAAAAGAAGAGGGUCGAAAGGACUUCCAUUCUUGGGCCUCCCGUUGAUCGAGAGGUCGGCCGUGUCGGUCUCGGCCCUAGCCCGACGCAUAUGGACUAUGACGCCUUCCGCGAGUUUCUCGCCGUCACCGCGAAGUGGGCUGUCUCGGAUUCGCCGCGCAAGUCUUCGAGCAGCGAGCAGAGCUCCAACAGCUUCCGAGGAUGGGGCAAGGCAGCCGCGUGGAACACCAAGAACCAACCAACCGAUCACGAAUUUAUGCAACGUCUCUACCGGAAAUGGGCGACUGACCCAGAGGAGGGCAUCAGCUUGCAGAACGUUGUCAACGGCUUGGCUCGGCUGAAGGGCCCGCGGGACAUCAUGAACAACAUCCAGUACUUCUUCGAUCUCUAUGAUGAUGAAGGAAAUGGCACGGUUGAUAGAGAAGGUAUUCUUCGCAUGUCCGAGGCUUUGUUGUUCCUCUCCAGACGAGGCUUUGAAGGCACCAUUACCCCGACUCAGUCUGUUGACGACCUGAAAGGGAAUGAUGGCGCUCAUGGUGAAGAUAAGCUGAGCACCGAUGAGAAAUUUUUGGGAAGUGUCAGCUCCUUCAUUAGGCGUUGUUUCGAGUAUGCCGACCCCAGCAAGCCCGGGGCCAAGGCAGCGGAAGCUCAGCAAGACGCGGAUGAAGCUGCAGACAAACUAGGGUCUUUCAGUAUCGGUGACGAUGAAGAAGAGGACCUGCUUGAUCUGGACGAUGAUACCAAAUCCGACCACACAGCGGUUACGGAAAAGCCUGCUCAGCUCGCUGCGGGAGAGAAGCGUGACUCCGAACACAAUCGAACCGCUUCCGAAAGUGCUAACCCGGCUCUUGAUCCUAACAACCCUCUGCACAUCACACUGCCCACGUUCCGCAUGGUCAUUUUAGCUGAUGAGCUCCUGGAACAAUUCUUCGACUCUUACUUCCCCCAGUCGUUCCACCUCUCCGACCAUGGCUCAUAUGCUGCAACCGCUUCGUCCCUCUCGUCCAAUCUUACGACGUUCUCCAAUAUCAACGCACCUAAGCCCCAGAGUAGCGCCAUGUCGGCUCCCUCUGUUGGGGGCGCAUCGGGUGGUAUUGUACCUCCCGGCCGAGGACUUCGCGGCGUUCUGGACAACAUCGUGUCUGAUGGAAUCCGCAUGGCCGCCGAAGUCAAGAAGCGCAUGGACGAAGCGCAGCGCGAGCUGGAACGCAACGCCCUCGGUCGCGGUGAGGAGGAAGACGAAGAGGACGAGGAAGAAUACGAUGGCCGCACUGGCCCCACUUCCGCUCCGUCCAUUGUCGGGGGCAUUUCCAGCUGGGGAGCUGGCGCGUACGGCGCUGAUCCGGACCGCCGUAGCGUACGGGAUGCCGAUCGUGACCUCCUCGAGGGCGCCGAGGUCGUCAGCAUGCGCGGCAAGGACGACGCUUCCCUCCUUGAUGACAAAGAUAGUCACCAUGACAAUACUCAGGCUCCUUCGACAGCAGCAGCUCAUGCACCCGACAACGUGGUCAGCAAAGUCGAAUUCGAGUCGUAA
This is a messenger RNA of Aspergillus aculeatus ATCC 16872, 3387 nucleotides long. RefSeq names its product GTPase-activating protein. The record is from RefSeq and is a predicted model, not a curated record. Lineage: Eukaryota; Fungi; Ascomycota; Eurotiomycetes; Eurotiales; Aspergillaceae. The transcript is spliced from 3 exons. Bases 1 to 3387 code for a protein of 1128 amino acids.